CGUUUUUGUUGCUCUUCCCGACAUCUUCAGCUGGUUUAUAUUAUGGUCUGAGCGAAUUCUAGUUCCCUUCUCCACGUCAGCCGCGCUGGCCAAACACGCCGCUGUUUGGAAUCAGCAGCUUCUAAGCCACCUGGCGCAGAGCACCUAGAUAACAUUCAUCCUCCAAGAAAUACCAUCUUGACACUGCCGGUUUACCCUCUCAAAUAUAACAUCGUCGUAAGAUGCCAUCCCUUUGUCCCCUUGCAAACCUCACCUUCGAUGACCUGCACCUCGAAACCAAGAAACCCCCGGUGACGACGGUCCCACCCGACGCGAGCAUUGCUCGGUGCUUAGAAUUUAUGAAGCAGCGUGACAGCAUCAUAGUUCCUAUCAAAGGCCGAUCCGGCAUCUCGCCUAUUGCGGCUGUGGUUAGCGUGUCCGACAUUGUCGGGUAUAUACUCAAAACUGGUGGAGUGGACGGCUUAGACAAAGUUGACUUGGAAAAGGAAACCAUUGAGAAUGUAGAGACGUUGGGAUUGGGGGACGAAGAGGAAGAGAGUUACAGGAUAUGGGAGCGAGACUUUAGGGAUACCCUUGAAGCGACCAUGGUCGCAUUUGCUCGUGGAAUUCAUCGUGCACUCAUCACGGACGCUAUGGGUGCGAAGAAUCCCUACCUCUUGACCCAGUCAGAUAUCAUCCGUCAUGUUCAUGCACAUCCCGAAUCCGUUACACCCUCCAUUGAUCUGGACCUUCCCAUCAAAGUGUCCUUGUUGAAGCCUUUGACUGCCCAAAAGCACGUGGUGACCAUGCGUGACAGGGAUACCGCCAUUCAAGGUUUUGCUAUCCUGAGGGAGAAGAAGGUGGCAGCAUUGCCAGUAGUCAAUGAUAACGGACUGAUUGUGGCGAACCUAAGUGCGAGUGAUUUGAGGGGCAUUACAAGAAUCGGAUUGACCGAGUUGGAAAAGCCCGUGUUGGAAUAUUUGAAGAGCAAAUCUUCGACUGGUCAAAUUAAGACACCUGUUGUCUGUACGCCGGAUCACACACUCCGUGAUAUCAUAGGCUUUCUCGUCGGGAAUCACAUUCACAGGGUCUGGGUCGUUGAAACGUUGGAGGACCUGAGACCAAUCGGGGUGGUCUCGCAAAGCGACAUUAUCGCAAGCUUUGUUGGAGUCCAGGCACAGUAGGUCUGCGUACGGGUGAUACUGUUGUCAUAUAUAUGGCCUUUGGUUGUCAAUAUGGUUCGUAUCCUUUGACAAUCCAAUGUAAAAUACCCUCUAUUUUGUCUCUUUCUUUCAUAUGUGUGCAUGCAGUAUCCUAGUAGC
Molecule: messenger RNA, 1301 nt
Organism: Spizellomyces punctatus DAOM BR117
Lineage: Eukaryota; Fungi; Chytridiomycota; Chytridiomycetes; Spizellomycetales; Spizellomycetaceae
Exons: 5
Coding region: 222-1163 (313 amino acids)
Source: RefSeq, a predicted model, not a curated record